UCCAAACCACAGGAAAUAAAACCAAAAGCCUCUAAUUUUAUUUAGCCACUUACCUAUAUAUUCAGAAGCAGCAAAUUCCUGCGAAUUCAAUUCAACCAACACAACAUUCAGGUCUUUGCAAAAGCACUAGCCUUCUUAAAGCAAAUUAAACCUUCAUAAAAAACAGCCACGAUUUUUCAGAAUCAAGAUCAUAUUAGAAAAAAAAUGAGUUCAACAAGCAGGGCAUGGGUUACAGCACUGAGCUUGGGAGUGGUAGAAGCACUAAAAGAUCAAGGAAUAUGUAGGUGGAACCACACAAUCAGAGCCGUACAUCAACACGCCAAGAACAAUCUACGGUCAUAUUCACAGGCCAAGAAACUCUCUUCUCAGUCUUCUUCUUUGGUUUCUGCAAACAAAGAAUUGAAGGAGAAAGUGAAGCAAUCUGAAGAGUCUUUAAGGAAAGUCAUGUACUUGAGCUGUUGGGGUCCCAAUUAAAUCCUAACAGUUAAUAUUAGUGUUAUUACUGUAACUUUAUCUUUAGGCUAAAUUGCCUAGUACAUAGUAUAUAAAUUAAUGGAAAGAAAUAUUAGUGUAAUUCUGAUAUCUUGAGUCAAUUCUUCGAUGAA
Messenger RNA from Lycium barbarum (goji berry), 605 nucleotides. RefSeq lists its product as uncharacterized. The record is from RefSeq and is a predicted model, not a curated record. The transcript has a single exon. Lineage: Eukaryota; Viridiplantae; Streptophyta; Magnoliopsida; Solanales; Solanaceae. Bases 205 to 474 code for a protein of 89 amino acids.